AUGAAUUGCACUUAGCAUAUACAAAAUCCAAUAACAUAUUUCUGUAUAGCUCCUCAUAAUUGUUAAUGCUAAAGGAAAUUGUGCAUUGAUUGCCUAUAUGAACAUAAAGUGGAUAUUAAAUAUACACUUUCAUCUAAUAGAUUUCGAGAAAAGGUAACAAUAAAUUAUAUGAAUAUGAGCUUGAUCAGACAUGCGAACUAACAGAAUAGAGAAUGAAUUUUAAAUCCUUGCUCACUUAAAUUGAAAGUCUGUUAGAGAAAAUUUUGGAAGAGUUAUCUGAAACAAUCAAAUAAAUUUAAAAUAUGCUUAAGAUGCAAAAUAAAUCACAUCUGAAUAUCAUUAAUGAGAAUACUAAUCUAGCUGAACUGUAAUCCAGUGAUUUAGAGAGAUUAGUCCAAAUUGUAUAAGAAACAACUUUAGAUGAUUGGAAUACUUAGAAGAAUUCUUAUUUGUAUAAAUUGGAGAAGGCAAAGAAUUGGUGGGGUUAAGAAAUUAAGGGUUUUAAUGAAAAGAUAAUUCAAGAAGUGAAAGAGAUUUUGUCUUUAGAAACUGAAUCAUUAUUUAAGUUACAACCAAGUUAAGAUGAAGAAUAAGUUUAUGAAUGGAAAGAAGAUUUGUAUGACCUUUUAAUUAAUUUAAAAGAUAUUGAUGUGAAUAUAUUGAAUUUGAUACUUGAGAUGUUUAGGAAAGAAAAAAUUUAAGAUAGUCUAGAAUUUCAAUCAAAUCAUGUAAUUCAAAAGCUCUUUAGAUUAUAAAUUUUAAAUUCAAGUAUGAUGAAUGUCGAAAAAAAUAACAUUAAAUAUAUAGCUAAUGUUAUCAAAAAUAUUUAUGCACUUGAUUUUAAUAAAUAGAAUUAUUCAACAGAAAUCUUUCAAAUAGCUAGAAAAAAUCUGAUUUAAAAGAUUUCAAAAGAUAAGAAGAUCAUCGAAUUAUUGAAAUUUCUAGUUCAUCUCUCAGCAAUAAAUGAACAAUUUAUUUAAUGUGGAUCAAACGCAUUAAACUUAUUAGUUGAAAUGAAGGUAGAUCUUACAAACUAAAGCUUUGAAAAUAUUAGGAUUUAAAAUACAUCAUUAAUUGGGGCUAACUUUUUCAAAUGUAAUUUGAGUGGAACUGUAUUUAACAAUGUAGACAUUAGCGGAAUGAAUUUGAAUUGUGCCUAAUUAUUUAAUUGUAAAUGGACAAAUAUAAAAAUCCAUGAGUUAAAUAAAUUAGAUGGUCAUGAUGGAGCCGUCUCUUCAGUAUGCUUCUCUCCUGAUGGUACUACUUUAGCAUCUGGUAGUUGGGAUAACUCUAUUUUUAUUUGGGAUGUUAAGACUGGAUAAAAGAAAUCCUAAUUGGAAGGCCAUAGUAAUUUUAUCCAGUCGGUAUGCUUUUCUCCAGAUGGUACUAAGUUAGCAUCUGGUAGUUGGGAUAAAUCGAUUCGUAUAUGGGAUGUUAAGACUGGAUAACAGAAAUUCAAAUUGGAAGGUCAUAGUACUUAUGUCUAAUCAGUAUGCUUUUCUCCGAAUGGUAACACAUUAGCAUCUGGUAGUUGGGAUAAAUCUAUUCGUAUUUGGGAUGUAAAGACUGGAUAAUAAACAGCAAGAUUAGAUGGUCAUAAUAAUCCUAUCCUAUCAGUAUGCUUCUCUCCUAGUGGUAUGAUAUUGGCAACUGGUGGUUAUGGUACCACUAUCCGUUUAUGGGAUUUUAAAACAGGAUAAUAAAUUGGAAAAUUAGUUGGUCAAUCAAGUGUUGUCUGGUCUAUAUGUUUCUCUUUGGAUGGCACUAAAUUAGCAUCCAGUAGUGAGGAUAAGUUUAUUAGAUUAUGGAACGUUAAGAUAAGAAAACAAACAUCGAAAUUAGAAGGACAUAAUACAUUUAGUUCUUUAUGCUUCUCUCCUGAUGGCUAUACAUUAGCAUCUGGUGGUGAUGAUUACUCUAUCUACUUAUGGGAUGUUAAGACAGGAUAAUAAAAAGCCAAAUUAGUUGGUCAUAAAAGUUAUGUCUAUUCAGUAAUUUUUUCUAAUAAUGGUACUAUUUUGGCUUCAGGUACUGAUGAUGCAACUAUCCGUUUAUGGGAUGUUGAAAUAGGAUAAUCAAAAACAAAAUUAGAUGGUCAUGCUAGUUAUGUGUAUUCUGUAUGCUUCUCUCCUGAUGGGACUUUAUUAGCAUCUUGUAGUGAGGAUAAGUCUGUUUGUUUAUGGGAUGUUAAAACAGGAUAAAAGAAAGCCUAAUUAAAUGGUCAUGAUAAUUCUAUCAUAUCAGUAUGCUUCUCUCCUAGUGGUACUACACUCGCAUCUAGUAGUUAUGAUACCUCUAUUCGUUUAUGGGAUGUUGAGACAGGAGAAUAAAUCGUCAAAUUUGAUGGUCAUGCUAAUUAUGUGAAUUCUGUAUGCUUCUCUCAUGAUGGCACUACAUUAGCAUCUGGUGGUGAGGAUUAAUCUGUCUGUUUAUGGGAUGUUAAAACAGGAUAAUAGAAAGCCAAAUUAGAAGGUCAUUGUGAUUAUGUUAGAUAAGUAAGCUUUUCUCCUGAUGAUGCUAUAUUAGCAUCUGCUAGUGAUGAUAAGUCUAUUCGUUUAUGGGAUGUAAAAACAGGAAAAUAAAUAGCAAAAUUAGAUGGUCAUAGUGAUUACGUAAGAUCAGUAAGCUUCUCUUUUGAUGGAUUUACAUUAGCAUCUGGGAGUUGGGAUAAAUCUGUUCGUUUAUGGGAUGUUAAAACAAAGUAACAAAAAGCCAUAUUAGAAGGUCAUACUAAUUUUGUCUAAUCAGUUUGCUUCUCUCCUGAUAGUAAUACAGUAGCAUCAGGGAGUAAUGAUAAUUCUAUUCAUUUAUGGGAUGUUCAGACAGCAUAAUUAAAAGCCUCCUUAGAAGGUCAUACUAGAAAUGUCUAUUCAGUAUGCUUCUCUCCGAAUGGAACUAAAUUAGCCUCUGGUAGUUGGGAUAACUCUAUCCGAAUAUGGGAUAUUUAAACAGUAUAUUAAACUGCCAAUUCAAAUCAUCAUAGUGAUUACGUCCGAUAAGUAGACUUUUCCACUGAUGGAACUAAAUUAGCAUCUUGCAUUCAUGAUAGUUCUAUCUGUCCAUAGGAUUUUAAUAGAGGAAAUGAAAUUGAGUUGACUGUUGGAAAUUAUAGAGAUAUUCCCACAUAGUUUAAACAAAAAUUUACUUAAAAAAAUCUUCAUCAAGAAAGUAGUUUAACUUUAAAUAUUAUUUAGUUAUCCUUAAUGUUCCAAUUCUUAUUAUAUCCCAAUAUCCUUAUUUAUUAGCAAAUGGAGCUUUAAUUUUUUAAGGAGAAUUUGUUACUUCUUGUAAUGAAGAUUUACAGAUAUUAUUAAAAAAAAGAGGAAGUAUGAUUUAUGAAAGCUUAAUAGAAUUAGAAAAAAAGUAGAAUUGA
This is a messenger RNA of Paramecium primaurelia, 3373 nucleotides long. The record is from the annotation of a GenBank genome assembly. Lineage: Eukaryota; Ciliophora; Oligohymenophorea; Peniculida; Parameciidae.